Serinus canaria (Common canary) is the source of this 4113-nucleotide messenger RNA. It is a transcript of the gene ZSWIM5, whose product is annotated as zinc finger SWIM-type containing 5. Gene Ontology annotation, cellular component: Cul2-RING ubiquitin ligase complex. The transcript has 14 exons. The coding region runs from base 16 to 3657 and encodes 1213 amino acids. The record is from RefSeq and is a predicted model, not a curated record. NCBI's taxonomy places the organism in Eukaryota, Metazoa, Chordata, Aves, Passeriformes, Fringillidae. Gene Ontology annotation, molecular function: zinc ion binding.
CAGUCGGUCGCAGCCAUGGCGGAGGGAGGAGAGGGAGAGGAGCUGCUCCGCCCGCCGCUGCCCGCCGGCGCCCCGGGCCCCAAGCGCUUGUGCUCCCGGGCCUGCCCGUCGGGGGGCACCGGGGCCGUGCACCCUCGUUCCGGAGCCGCGGGGGCCGGCUCGGCGGGGCCGGGCGCGGGGGCCAGCGGGGCCCCUCCGGCGCUGCCCGGCUGCUGCCCCGCGGCGGCGGCGGGACCGGCGGGGGCCGUGGGCCCGGCGGCGGCGGCGGCGGGUCAGGGGGGCGGCGGCGGGGGCGGCGGGACCGGCAGCCUCCUGCAGCCCGAGUCGCUGCUGGACGCGGCGGCCAAGCGGGUGGCGGGGAGCUGGGCCUUCGAGCGGGUGGAGGGCCGCUUCCAGCGCAUCCCCGAGCCCGUCCAGCGCCGCAUCGUCUACUGGAGCUUCCCCCGCAGCGAGCGGCAGAUCUGCAUGUACUCCAGCUUCCAGCCCGGCCGCGCCGCUACCGCCGCCUCCCCCGCCAGCGCCGCCGCGGGGGGACCCUCGGCCGCCGCCGCCCCCGCCCCGGCCGGCGAGGAGAGCCCCGCCGCCGGGCCCCCGCCGCCCGCCGCCCCCGCCGCGCCGCAGGGCGAGGGGCUGCCCUUCCGCCGCGGCAUCCGCCUGCUGGAGACCGGCGCGGUGGACAACGUGCUGCAAGUCGGGUUCCACCUCAGUGGAACAGUAACGGAGCCAGCGACUGCGACAGAACCAGAGAUGACCUACAAGGUGGCCAUCAGCUUCGACCGCUGCAAAAUCACCUCCGUGACGUGCGGCUGUGGGAACAAGGACAUUUUUUACUGCGCUCACGUCGUGGCGCUUUCACUGUACAGGAUCCGCAAGCCAGACCAGGUCAAACUCCGUCUUCCCAUCUCAGAGACCCUUUUCCAGAUGAACAGGGACCAGCUCCAGAAGUUUGUUCAGUAUUUGAUCACAGCACACCACACUGAGGUGCUGCCCACCGCCCAAAAGUUGGCUGAUGAGAUCCUGUCAUCCAACUCUGAGAUCAACCAAGUGCAUGGCGCUCCUGACCCCACUGCUGGGGCCAGCAUCGAUGACGAGAACUGCUGGCACUUGGAUGAGGAGCAGGUCCGAGAGCAGGUGAAGCUGUUCCUAUCUCAGGGAGGGUACUACGGCUCGGGGAAGCAGCUCAACUCCAUGUUUGCCAAGGUCCGGGAGAUGCUGCGCAUGAGGGACUCCAACGGGGCCAGGAUGCUGACGCUGAUAACAGAGCAGUUCAUGGCUGAUCCUCGGCUCUCCCUCUGGAGGCAGCAGGGGACAGGCAUAACAGAGAAGUGCCGGCAGCUCUGGGAUGAGCUGGGGGCCCUGUGGGUGUGUGUGGUGUUAAACCCGCACUGCAAGCUGGAAGAGAAAUCCUGCUGGCUCCGGCAGCUGCGCAAGUGGGGUGAGAUGGACGUCUGUCCCCUGGAAGAUGGCAAUUAUGGUAACGAGCUUCCCAACAUCACUAACGCGCUUACGCAGAGCUCCGGUCACAGCCAAGACUCCCUGGCCAGGCCCAGACGAACGGUGUUCACGCGGGCGAUCGAGGGCUGUGACCUGCACUGGCAGGACAGCCACCUGCAGCGCAUCAUCAGCAGCGACUUCUACGUGUCCCCCUCCUACCAGCGGGAGGGCGAGAGCCUCCUCUUCAACUCCCAGGGGCAGCCACUGUGGCUGGAACACGUCCCCACAGCCUGUGCUCGGGUGGAUGCGCUGCGCUCCCACGGUUAUCCCAGAGAAGCUCUCCGACUAACUGUGGCCAUAAUCAACACCCUGCGACUGCAGCAGCAAAGGCAGCUGGAAAUAUAUAAGCAUCAGAAGAAAGAACUGCUGCAGAGAGGAGCAACAACCAUCACCAACCUGGAGGGCUGGGUAGGCCACCCUCUGAACCCCAUCGGCUGCCUCUUUCUCACCCUGACUGAAGCUUGUAGAUUAGAAGAGGAAAAUUGCCUUGAAAUUUCAGACGCUGGGGACUCCAAACCACCAGUGUAUCAACAUGUGCCCGUUGUGACGGGCAGCCAAGACGGUGACGAGUCCUACCUGUCCCUGGCCUUAGAGGUGGCCCUGAUGGGGAUGGGUCAGCAGAGGGUCAUGCCCGAAGGUCUCUAUGCCCAGGACAAGGUGUGCCGCAAUGAGGAGCAGAUCAUUGCCCGCCUGCAGGACCUGGAGCUAGACCCAGUGCUGGUGCAGACCCUGCGGAAGCAGUGCAUCUUGCUGCUGGAAGGUGGUCCCUUCAGCGGCUUGGGAGAAGUCAUCCACCGGGAGAGCGUCCCCAUGCACACCUUUGCCAAAUACCUGUUCUCUUCCCUGCUGCCCCAUGAUGCUGACCUGGCAUACAAGCUGGCUUUGCGGGCCAUGAGGUUGCCCGUCCUGGAGACCACGGCACCAUCCGGCGACGUGACUCACCCUCACCACCUGGUCUCGGUGGUGCCCAGCAGGUACCCGCGCUGGUUCACCCUGGGGCACCUGGAGUCACAGCAGUGUGAGCUCGCCUCCACCAUGCUCACGGCAGCCAAAGGGGACAUGCUGCGCCUACGCACGGUGCUGGAGGCCAUCCAGAAAAACAUCCACUCCUCCUCCUUGAUCUUCAAACUGGCUCAGGAUGCAUUUAAGAUUGCUACGCCAGCCGACAGCAACUCUGACACGACACUGCUCAAUGUGGCACUGGAACUGGGGCUCCAGGUGAUGCGCAUGACGCUGUCCACACUCAACUGGCGGCGGCGGGAGAUGGUGAGGUGGCUGGUGACGUGCGCUACUGAAGUGGGAGUGAGGGCCCUGGUGAGCAUCCUGCAGAGCUGGUACUCGCUGUUCACUCCCACGGAAGCCACCAGCAUUGUGGCAGCCACAGUGAUGUCCCACAACACCAUCCUGCGCCUGAGCCUGGACUACCCACAGCGGGAAGAGCUGGCCAGCUGUGCCCGCACCCUGGCCCUGCAGUGUGCCAUGAAGGACCCCCAGAACUGCGCCCUGUCUGCCCUGACCCUCUGCGAGAAGGACCACAUCGCCUUCGAGACCGCCUACCAGAUCGUCAUUGACGCCGCCUCCACCGGCAUGACCUACACCCAGCUCUUCACCAUCGCCCGCUACAUGGAACACCGGGGCUACCCACUCCGAGCCUUCAAACUGGCCUCGUUGGCCAUGACACAUCUCAACCUGGCCUACAACCAGGACACGCACCCAGCCAUCAAUGAUGUGCUCUGGGCCUGCGCCUUGAGCCACUCUCUGGGCAAAAACGAGCUGGCAGCCAUCAUCCCACUGGUGGUGAAGAGCGUGCACUGUGCCACGGUGCUCUCGGACAUCCUUCGCCGCUGCACCAUGACAGCGCCAGGGCUGGCCGGCAUCCCUGGGCGCAGGAACUCGGGGAAGCUGAUGUCCACUGACAAAGCCCCCCUGCGGCAGCUGCUGGACGCGACGAUAAGCGCCUACAUCAACACCACUCACUCCCGGCUCACCCACAUCAGCCCACGGCACUAUGGGGAGUUCAUCGAGUUCCUCAGCAAGGCCAGGGAGACCUUCCUCCUGGCACAGGACGGGCACAUACAGUUUGCCCAAUUCAUUGACAAUCUUAAACAAAUCUACAAGGGCAAGAAAAAACUGAUGCUGCUGGUGCGAGAACGGUUUGGGUGAGCCCCGGCUCCUGCCAUGCUCACUGGCAGGGUCUGGCCACAGCACGGGGACUCGGGAGAGAAGAAGGAAGGAAAGUGGAGAUCAGCUUCCCCCCACCGGCAGAGGCUGCUCUGUUCUGGUCUUCUGUUUCUUUUUUUUUGUUUGUUUUCUUUUUUUUUUUUUUUUUCCCUUCUUUUAGUGUUACUCUUUCUUGGAUUUAACCAUUUCACACACUGAGAGGAUCCAGAGAUUCCUUGGGCACAAACCAAAAGGCAACCACGGGGAAAAAGGAUGGUUUACUCAGCCCCCUGCCCUCCCUUGCCAAUACCAAAAGCUAACCUGGAAAUCUAAUACCUCUUUCCUGAAGGACGUGGUCGCUGGAGGGAUACGAAGGUUGCAAAGUGAAAAAUCUUUAAAAUGAUGUGGGGAAUUUAAUGAAACAAAAAAAAAACAAAAAAAAAAAAAAAGGAAAAAUAA